Trichechus manatus latirostris (Florida manatee) is the source of this 6712-nucleotide messenger RNA. Its product is annotated as zinc finger protein 791-like. Gene Ontology annotation, cellular component: nucleus. Gene Ontology annotation, molecular function: RNA polymerase II cis-regulatory region sequence-specific DNA binding; DNA-binding transcription factor activity, RNA polymerase II-specific. The record is from RefSeq and is a predicted model, not a curated record. Gene Ontology annotation, biological process: regulation of transcription by RNA polymerase II. NCBI's taxonomy places the organism in Eukaryota, Metazoa, Chordata, Mammalia, Sirenia, Trichechidae.
UUCUGUGCUUCAUUAAAGCAGGACUUUUGUGAAUGAUUGCCGGUCAAACAGUAAGUUUAAGGUGAGGCAUAUACCCCCCCCCCAACUUUAAUGGUUAUAGGUGUUUAAGCUAAAUGAAGAUUAAGAACCAUGAGUUGAAACAGUACGUGCAUUUAGGACCAUAUUUAUCCCAAUUUCAGGAGGAAAAUGUUUAAUAAGAGGCACGUUUCGAGGAAUCACUUUGGCUGUAAGACAGACGAUUUGUCAUGAUUGUGUGAGAAACAGUAUGACGAAACCUAGUUGAUCUCCUGUAAAAUGUGACGUGGCUGAACAAGCUUAAUAUAGGCAAUGACCAAUUUAUAGAGAUCAUACAUCCAGUGUUUGUCCAAGAUCUUAAUGCUUGGCUGCAGGAACAUCUGUGCAGGAUUGGAUGCUGGCGAGUCAGCCACAAGUUUUGCUACUAAAGAGCCACCCUUCUUAAUAGGUUGAAAGCUUCUUGGAGCAAAAGACGUACGUAUUUCCAAUGUCAGAACAGCGAAUAUUGAGAAUGAGAGCAGAAUGAGAGCAAAAUGAGAGGCAUGUGAAAUGAUACUAAUCGAAAUUCUAAAACAGAUUCUAGAGGGUCAUUGACACUACAGUGUUGCAAAGAGUAUUUCAUCUUUUGUAAUGAUUAUUUUAGGAAGUAUUCUUGUUUAAAUGAAUGUGAAAUGUGCAACUGUUAGAAAGUCGUGAUUUAUGGUAAGUGAUUUUGAGCAUGCGUAAAGCUUAAAUUGAUGAGUAAAUAAUGUAUGGCAUCUGUAAUAUAACUAGAGAAUGUUUCUUUUUAAACCCAAUGUAAUAACGUAGAAUGAGGAUAGUAUGUGUGUAUCAAACCUAAUGCAUGUAGAGCAACAAACGUAUAUCAUUUUACAGAGGACAAAAGAGGUGAAAAUGUAUAGAUGCUAGAGUCAAGCAGCAGCUGCAUAUAUCAUUUCAAAAAUUUAAAGCAUCUUAAGUGUGCUGUUUGAAAAAAUCAUUGCUAACUCCAAUGUCAUUAGCAAAUCUCAUUAUUUUUACUAUUUAGAAUUAUAGUUCAUCACAAUUUUUGUUAUGCAGUUGUCCUUUUUUUUUUAACAGAGUGAUGCGGAUCCAAUUACUUUAAAAAGUCCAUUCUUUCCAUACUAUAGUAGCUCAAAUACGAUUUUAUUUGUCUAGGCCUAAGGUUCACUGUAAGUUGAAAUAGACUUCGUGGCACACAAAAAUGGCAACAAUAGGCUGGCAUUAAAUCUCUGAAAUAGCCACUUUCCUCCUUGUAUCCCCAUAGUAUCUACAUUUCUCUCCUUUUACCUAUACACUCAGACCUAGAAACUAAGUUUCUUUUUUUUGUUUUAAUGGUGUCAUUUCAUGCUAUCUUUUUCUGUGUGUGGUAAAAGGUAUACAACAGAACAUUUGCUGUUUCAAGCAUUUUAAGUGUAAGAUUCAGUAACAUUAAUUACUUUCACUAUGUGUGCGACUAUCACCACUAUCAGUUUCUCAGUUUUUCCAUCACCCUUAGCAGAAACUCGGUGCCUGUUAAGCAUUAAUUCCCCCUCUUCCCUCCAAACUGCUGCUGGUAACCAACCAUUUUGUCUAUACAUUUGCGUAUUCUAGUUAUUUCAUUUAAGUGGAAUUGUAGAAUAUCUGUCCUUCUGUAUCUGAUUUAUUUCGGUUAGCAUAGUGUUUUCAAAGUUCAUCCACAUCAUAGCAUUUAUCAGAACUUCAUUUGUUUUUAUUACUGAAUAAUAUUCUAUUGUAUGAAUGCACUACAUUUUGGUUAUUCGUGUAGUUUGCGAGUCUACGUAUCUAUCUAACACGUUCCCACUUUAUACUGAAAAUAGUACGCGUACAAUUAAAGUUGCAAAUGAAAAUUAGUGUUCAUAGAGAAAAUAAUAAAAGGAAAGAUAAUACUGUAAGGGGAGACCCUGGUAUGAUGAUCAUGCAAGAGAGAGAACAUUUACACUGAGAUCAAGAAUUGAAAGAGUAGAAGUCAGCUGGAUGGGGAUGGGGGAAAUGGGAACUGAUUUAACUGCAUGUAAUUAAAAAUCCAUAAAGCAUGAUGACUGCAUUGAUCAAACUUGAAAAAUAUGUUCUGCCUGAAAAUGCUCCCAUGUUGAUAUCAAAUGACAGUGUGUGUGUUGAUCCACAAGGGGCAGAGUUAUGUAGGUGAACACACUAACUCAUCCUUGGACCCCCUGAGUCCCUGGAGAAAAUCAGGUUCAGGUUUUCCAGCCUUGCCAUGGAUGCUUCUCAUGCUCUGGAAUGAGUAAAUUCCUCCAUCUGUGAUCUUGUUGCCAAAAGAAAGAGGCUCGUGUAGCUGUGUGAAGAAUGCAGGUGUGUGCUCUGGAAGGCUAGAGCCUGUUCUGCCUUAAAUGCAGUGGACACAGGGUAAAGCCCUGCUUUGAGCUUGGAGGAAGUCCUGCCAGGGAAAGAGUUGAAGGCCAAGGCUGUCACUCCCUCCUUACUCAACACUGUCUCCUCCCCAUCUUCUUCCAUUUCAGGUCCCAGGGUGGCACGGAGAGAACUAGUCCAGUCUAGGCAGCUGGGUUCCUAGGGAGACUAUCUUGCACAUCCUUGCUACUGCAAGUAAGGGUUUCAGCUGCUCUGGCUGGCUGUGUGAACCAAACAUUCAUCUGCCUCCAGACUGCCUGUUGGCUCUGCUUCCACUCCCAUCCCUCUUAAGUGGCUUCUUGGGCUCUGAGAGGACAUUCACUUAACUUCCAGAAGCUGUGCCAGGAAAUGGACUCAGUGGUCUUUGAGGAUGUGGCUGUGGAAUUUACUCAGGAAGAAUGGGCUUUGUUGGAUUUUUCUCAGAAGAAACUCUACAGAGAUGUGAUGAUGGAAACCUUCAGUAACCUGGACUCAGGAGAAAUCUGUGAAUUCCAUGGCAGUAUACAUCAGUACAACAACCAAGGAAGGCACUUGAAAACAUGUACAGUAGAGAGCCUCUAUGAAAAUAAAGAUGGUAAAGUAAAUAAAGGUGAAGAAGGCAAUCAGUGUGGAAAAAAUUUCAGCUGGAUUGGAAAUCUUACUAGUCUCAAAAGAACAUCUGCGGGAGUAAAUCCUUUUGAAUGCCUUGAAUGUGGAAAAACCUUCAUCAAUCAUUUAUCAUUUAAGUAUCACAUCAAAUCUCACACUGGAUACAAACCUUAUCAUUGUAAGGAAUGUGGAGAAGACUGCAUUUGUCAUUCUUACCUAAAACCCUGUGUGAGAGAGAAACUUUGUAAAUGUAAGGAUUAUGGGAAACCUUGUAAUUGUUUCUUAUCCCUCACUAAGCGUAUAAGAAUUCACAGUGGAGAGAGGCCUUACGGAUGUAAGGAGUGUGGGAAAGCCUUUAGUUAUCUUUCAAGCCUCACUAGACAUAUAAGAACUCACAGUGGAGAGAGACUUUUUGAAUGUAAGAAAUGUGGGAAAACUUUCAGUUGUUCCUCAUCCCUUGCUACACACAUAAGAACUCACAGUGUGGAGAGGCCCUAUGAAUGUAAGGAAUGUGGGAAAGAUUUUCGUUAUUUCUCAGAUCUCACUAAACAUAUAAAAACACACAGUGGAGAGAGGCCUUAUGAAUGUAAAGAAUGUGGGAAAGCCUUUAUUUAUCUGUCAAGCCUCACUAGACAUAUAAGAACUCACAGUGGAGAGAGGCUUUUUGAAUGUAAGGAAUGUGGGAAAGCCUUUAGUCGUUCCUCAUCCCUGGCUAAGCAUAUAAAAACUCACAGUGAAGAGAAGCCUUAUGAAUGUAAGGAAUGUGGGAAAGCCUUUCGUUACUUCUCAGAUCUAACUAGACAUAUAAGAACUCACAGUGGAGAGAGGCCUUAUGAAUGUAAAGAAUGUGGGAAAGCCUUUAUUUGUUCCUCAUCUCUCACUACACAUAUAAGAUCUCACAGUGGAGAGAGGCCUUAUGAAUGUCAGGAAUGUGGGAAAGCUUUUACUCGAUCCUCACACCUCACUACCCAUAUAAGAACGCACAGUGAAGAGAGGCCUUAUGAAUGUAAAGAAUGUGGGAAAGCCUUUAAGCAGUUUGCAGAACUCACUAGACAUGUAAAAGUUCACAGUGGAGAGAAUCCUUAUGAAUGUAAGGAAUGUGGGAAAGCCUUUAGCUGUUCUUCAUCUCUUACUACACAUAUAAGAUCUCACAGUGGAGAGAGGCCUUAUGAAUGUGAGGAAUGUGGGAAAACCUUUAUUCGGUCCUCACACCUCACUACCCAUUUAAGAACGCACAGUGAAGAGAGGCCUUACGAAUGUAAAGAAUGUGGGAAAGCCUUUAAGCAUUUUUCUGAACUCACUAAACAUGUAAGAAUUCACAGUGGAGAGAAGCCUUAUGAAUGUAAGGAAUGUGGAAAAGCCUUUAGUCAGUUUUCACGACUCACUAGACAUGUAAGAGUUCACAGUGGAGAGAAGCCUUAUGAAUGUAAGGAAUGUGGAAAAUCCUUUAGUCAGUUUUCAUAUCUCAGUGGCCAUAUAAGAGCUCACAAUGGAUACAGGCCUUAUGAAUGUAAAGAAUGUGGGAAAGCCUUUAUUCGGUCCUCACACCUCACGGAACAUAUAAGAACGCACAGUGGGGAGAGGCCAUAUAAAUGUAAGGAAUGUGGGAAAGCCUUUUUUCAGUCCUCACACCUCACUAACCAUGUAAGAUCUCAUACUGGAGAGAAACCUUAUGAGUGUAAGGAAUGUGUGAAACCCUUUAGUUGUUUCUCAUCCUUCCGUAAACAUGUUAGAACUUUCCAUGAAGUUAGACCUUAUGAGGAACGUGAGAAAGCCUUUAGUCAGUUCUCAUAUAUCACUGACCGUAUAAGAUCGCAGAAUGAAGACCACCUGCAGUGCGGGAAAUUGGUGUCAUAUGAGCUUUCUAGCUAUGGUCUUCUAACUCCCACAAAAUGAUUGGGGAGACUAUGCAAAUAGGUGCAUGGAACACUUGUAGGGGGUUGGUCAGUUUUGCCAUCCUACUAGGUUUAAGAAGAGCCAGUCCCAGAAGGAGUAGAGGGAUCCCACUAUCAUCAGGAAGACUGGCCAGGAGGGGAGCACAUCCUUUGGACCUGGAGUCCUUGUGCUUAGAACCUUCUUGAUCCAGGAGACAGAGCUUAAUGCUAUAAGAGGAGCACUGGAAACAGUGACAAGUGGCAAGCACAACUGACAGGCAAUAUAACCAGGAGACCAGCACAAUAUGGCACAGUGGGCUUCCUGGCCCCCAGAGCAAGGCAGCCACAGUGGGCUUGCCAACUCACAAGAGAGAGCUGAGCCUGUUUGGAUAAGAGGCUUCCUGACAGAGUAGAGUGCCUCCGGGCACUAACCAGCAUGGUUAAGGAGCUGUAAUACUUGCCCAAACAGUGCAGAGGCUGGCAGCAGAGAUCAGGUCUAAACAGGGCACACCAGCAACAAGACCCUGACCAGGGCCCAGAGGCAGAGUAAGAAACUCCUAUUUGAAGAACUGUUUCUUGAGCUGUUUCUGUUACCUCCAUAUUUAUACUGAUUUUAAAUUGUAACUUGUUAACUUAGUAAACCUCAAUUGUGAAUAUGGUCUCUGAGUUCUGUGUGCUAUUGCAGGGAAUGAUUGAACCCAGGAGAGAAGUAGAGUGCUGUGGGAGGCAUGACUGGUGUCAGAAUUGGUAAAAAGACUGGAGGGUGGAGGUAAUGUUUGUCUUCCACCUAAUAGGAAUCAGAUUUGGUCUUUGGAGGAAUCAGAUUUGGUCUUUGGAGGAAUCAGAUUUGGUCUUUGGGUUGAUGAUGACAGUGAUUCUCUCUGCUCCCCGUGAAGUAUCGAAGAUGGCUUCUAACACCAUACUGUUUUUACAGACACCUUACGAACGGUAAUGAAUGUAGGAAAGCCUUAUUUGGUCCCCAUCCCUCACCAUAGAACAGUGUACAUUUUAGAGAGGCCUUGAGCAUAAUGUUGGAAAGCUUUAGUGUUUGUACGUCACUAACCAUAAAGGAAUUUCCAGUCGAGAGAAAGCUUAGGAAUGUAAGGAAUGUGGGAAAGCCUUUAGUUAUUAUUCAUUCCUCAAUAAACAUGUAGGAACUCGGUGGAAAGGGGCCUUGCAUAUGUAAGGAGUAAGGGAGACUUCAGUUCUUGGCCUUUUGAAGAUGUGGCAGAAAGUACAAAUGAAAGAAAGUGUAAUUUUGGAAGGCUUUUUGUAACCUCUAAUCUUUUAAAAAAUCCUGAAAGAAAACACGUGGGAGAGAGACCAUGUUGUAGUGUAAGGAGUGUGAUAUGGCAAAGUUUUUCCUUUUCCCUCUGUACAUUCCAAGAUGUGAGGUUUCAUGCAUAUAGGAAGGCCUUCACUAAUAACCUCUAUCAAAUAUGUGAGAAGUCAUACUUCUGAAAAAUCUUGUGUAUGUAAGGAACAUGGAAACACAAGUUUUUUUUGGAAUUCUUAGAAAAUAUGUGAAUUAUUACAAUGUGGAUUGAGCUGGUUGGUUCAAACUGCCAACUUUUCGGUUAGCAGCCAAGUGGCUAUCCACUGCGUCACCAGGGCUCUUUCCAUUGAUCCUAGUGAUAGUGAAAAUACUGAAAGUCUAUAAGUGUCAGUAUACACCAGGAAGGGAGUUUUCAAUAAAUGCCUGGCUGCAUAUCAUAGUACUGUACUAUCGAUAAAUGAAUGUUUUCUGUAUGCUUUAAGAGAAAGUUUACAAUUCAGGUUAGUCUCUCAUACAAAAGUUUCUACACACAUUGUUAUAUGACCUUAGUUGCUCUCCCUAUACUGUGACAGCACACUCCUCCUUUCCA